AAUCUGGCAUUGCCUCCAAGGACAACGAUUGAAAAUCCAGUCAAUGGCUUUAUCCUCCUCCACUCUCUGUCACCAAAACCUUACAAAACCCUAUUUCGUCUCUUUCCACAAACAACCCCAUAUUCUCUCUCAUCUACAAUUCCAAACCCCACCCAAAACCCUAACCCUAGACCCCAAAUUCACCAUCACCGGCGGUUGCAAACUCUCCGGCCAUGUCCCAAUCAGCGGCUCUAAGAACUCCGCAUUAUCGAUCCUCGCCGCCACUCUUUGCUGCUCCGGCACUUCCAAGCUCCACGGGGUACCAAACCUCUCCGAUACUCGAACGAUGGCUUCUAUUCUUCGGUCAUUGGGUGUGGAAAUUGAAGCCUGCAAUGGCGAAAUGUGGGUCAACGCUGACGGGGUUGGGUCCGUACAGCCUUGUCCGGAGGACAUUGGGAAGAUUCGAGGUGGGUUUUUCGUUAUUGGGCCAUUGCUGGCUCGGUUCGGAGAGGCAGUGGUGGCUUUGCCCGGUGGGUGUGAUAUUGGGACUCGCCCAGUUGAUUUGUACAUUAGAGGGCUGCGUGCCCUCGGCGCCAUUGUCGAAUUGGGGGAUGGGAAAGUGCGAGCACAAGCGGCAAAUGGCAGAGGAUUGGUUGGAGGGAGGUUCAAACUCGAUCACCCCAGUGUUGGAGCAACCGAAACUCUCAUGAUGGCAGCAUGUAUGGCUGAUGGAGUGACCGUGCUUUCAAAUGUUGCUAAAGAACCAGAAGUGAUUGAUCUUGCUCGUUUUCUGACUGGCAGUGGGGCAUGUGUGGAAGGAGCAGGGAGUGAUACCCUUUACAUAAAGGGAAAAAACCAGUUGCAUGGUUCUGAAUGUAUAGUACCACCUGAUCGUAUCGAAGCAGGCACUUUCAUGCUUGCUGCAGCUAUCACUCGCUCGUCCAUCUCAAUGUCUCCCGUCAUUCCUUCCCAUGUAGCAUGUCUAAUAGAUAAGCUUUUAGCCGCUGGUUGCAAAAUCACAUGUGCCCAUGAUACCUUGGAGGUUUCAGCGGUUCCUGAUGAUGUUGGUCACAAUUUGCAAGGCUUUGAUGUUAGGACGUGCCCGUUUCCUGGGUUUCCUACAGAUCUUCAACCUCAGACAAUGGUGCUGCUGACAACAUGCGAUGGUUUGAGCAUAGUGGAAGAAACCGUGUUUGAAAACCGAAUGGGUCAUGUAAGAGAGCUGCAAAAGCUGGGAGCCAGAAUUCGGGUCUGCGGGAGCACUGCAGUGAUUUGUGGCAAGGAGAAAGGAAGUGCAUUGCUCAGCUCUCACCUCGUUGCAAAGGAUUUAAGAGGCGGCGUGUCACUUGUCUUGGCAGGGUUGGCUGCAGAAGGAGUCACUGAAAUCAGUGGCAUUGCCCAUAUAGACCGAGGUUACGAGAAUUUAGAUGCCAAGCUUCGGUUACUAGGUGCUGAUAUCAAAAGAUUGAUUCCCCUCGGUUCUCCGUUGUAGCGAUUCUGAUAACAGCUUCACAAGUCAAAAGAUUAGGUCCAUUUUCACCCUUUUUUGCCACCUGAUUCCCAACCCCGUUCCCACUUGCUCACCUGAAGAGACCUUUGUAUGGAGUUUUCAUCAACAUGGUGAAACGAGUGCGUAUUCAUGAUCAUCAAUCCCCCAACCCCUUUUCCUUGUUGAAGGCCACGCAAGAAAGUUUUCCCGUUUAGCUUUUUUUUGGGUUCCAACAUUCAUUAUUCUCAAUCCCAUGAUUCCUGUAUGAGGCAAGUUUAUUCCCUUCGAUACCUAGGGAAAUUGUGAAAGUAAGAAAUGGCCAUGAGUAUAGCAGAGGCUACUUUAUUCUUUUAUUCCUUGCUAAUGACCUACAUAAUGAUUUCAAAGAA
Molecule: messenger RNA, 1857 nt
Organism: Vitis vinifera (wine grape)
Lineage: Eukaryota; Viridiplantae; Streptophyta; Magnoliopsida; Vitales; Vitaceae
Exons: 6
Coding region: 44-1471 (475 amino acids)
Biological process (GO): UDP-N-acetylgalactosamine biosynthetic process
Molecular function (GO): UDP-N-acetylglucosamine 1-carboxyvinyltransferase activity
Source: RefSeq, a predicted model, not a curated record